Messenger RNA from Molossus molossus (Pallas's mastiff bat), 3339 nucleotides. It is a transcript of the gene CFAP92, whose product is annotated as cilia and flagella associated protein 92 (putative). The transcript has 15 exons. NCBI's taxonomy places the organism in Eukaryota, Metazoa, Chordata, Mammalia, Chiroptera, Molossidae. The record is from RefSeq and is a predicted model, not a curated record. The coding region runs from base 1 to 3339 and encodes 1112 amino acids.
AUGUCACUGCAUGCCUGGGACUGGGAGGAUGAGGACAUGGGGAGCAUGGGGCCCAUGUCCUCCAUGGGCAGCUUUUGCCCUUCCAUGAGCGAGUGUGAAGUGGAGGAGUACCUGAAUGCCAGCGGCCAGGCCCAGGAUUCAGAUUCUGACCACCUGUAUAGCAGCAUGGAGUCCUUAGAUGGGCGUGCCAACACUUUCAACUCUGACGUGCCCCAGGUUGUCCCCUGCAAAUUCACCAUCUCACUGGCCUUCCCAUCAAAUGUUGGUCAUAAAGGAAAAUUUUCAAGUUUCGUUAAAAAAUACAGGAAACGCUCUAAAAUGGACAAACCUGUUGCAAAGAGUCACCGUGUCUAUCACAUUGAGUAUUUCCUUCUGCCGGAUGAUAAGGAGCCUAAAACAGCUGACUUGGUGGUGUUUCAAUCGGUGGUCAAAGUGUUCCUGGAUUCAGGAGUAAAGAUUGUGAGGCCAUGGCAUGAAGGCGACAAAGUCUGGGUGUCAUGGACCCAAGUGUUUAACAUCAACAUGACAAAGGAAUUACUAAAGAAAAUGAAUUUUUACAAAAUAACCUUGAAGCUCUGGGACAAUACAGACAAGGUUUCCAAAAAAAUCAAGUAUUCUCGACUCAAGAUUUCUGGGUAUUUAGAGGAGGCAGGAUCUUUUGGUAAGUCAGAGGAAGUGAAACAAAUGGUUUUAAAUCAGAGAUCACCGCCUGAACAAAACAUUCAGGUCAAAGAGGAGUGGAGCCAGGAGUAUGAACUGGAAAAGCUAGAAAAAGCAGGAAAGCACUUGAAGCCUUUGCACGGUUCUCAUCCAGCAGAGCCUGAAACUUUUUCCACAAAUACCGAGAAAAACAAAAAGCUACUCAGAACAAAAGAUCUAGUCACAAUUGGAAUUCUUGGGAAUUCAGGGAAUAUUGGUAAAGCCAGGAUCCUGACCCACACCUUCAGAUUCCUGGGUCCACAGCCCUUACUGGCUGAGAUUAAGUGGAAAGAAUCAGACAGGGGAAAGAAAAAAAUGAAAAGAAGGAAGAAAUGUCAAACAGAAGAGGAAGCUGACCCCAAGCUGGCGGACUACUGGAAGCAGGGCGCCUUCACCAUCCAGCUGGCAGUAAUGCCGCUCCUUGCAGGAUGGCAAAGUGUCGUGAGUCGUGGCAGUAAAAUAUCUGCCAACAUUUUAGAUUGCUUUUUGACUUUAAAAACAGAAGGUCCCAUCAUGACAGAAGAACAAAAGCAAGACUUAAACCCCCUGAUCAUAAAGAUCAAAUGUAUUUCCUGCCUUCCAUCGCAACCUGUGCCCAUCCAUGACCUAGAGAGGCUCUGCAGCCCCGUGUACUGCAGGUACCAGUUUCAUAAGACUCCGGUUCACCAGACUGAGGGGAAGCCUCAUGGAAGCCACAUCUCCUUCCAGGACAUCAAUGUCAUCUUCCUUGGGACAAUGCAUCCCAGUGAGCUGAGGGAAUACCUGGAGGGUCCUCCCAUGGUUGUAGAAGUUCAUGACCGUGACCGAAAGUCAGAGGAGUAUUCCCGGAAGCCCACCCUGUUUGGGGAGGAUCCUCUGGAUUCAUGCCUCAACUUUCAAGUCCUCAUCUCUCCCAAAGAGACAGAGAACAACCCCUUUGAAACCCAAACCAAGAUAUGGGACCCUUAUGGAGUUGCCCGGGUAAGUUUUGCUGACCUCCUCCUCGGCCACAAGUACUUGAACUUGGCUAUCCCGAUCCACAGCUGUGAGUCCAAGCCCACACAACAUGGCCAUGACAGCAAGAUUAGGAAGGUUGUGGGGUUUAGGGUCCCUACAGAUGUCCUUCAUCAUGGCCCAAUGCCCAUGGGCAACUACUUAGAGUCCAACUCCCUGCUCAAGCUGAGAGUGGAUAUCGCGGUGCCACUGCGAACCAUGGCAGAAACCCCCAGUGCAGACCUCACAGGCACCAAAUUUGGCCGCAUCAUUUUUGUAUUUGGCUCUAGGAAGAUCUUCCUCCUAUAUAACCUGCUGCAGGACAUCACCAUGAUAAAUGCCAAAGCCCUUGAUCUGGACUCCUACCCUAUCACGAACAUCCAGCAGAUCCUGUCAGCCAUUAAGAUUCGGGUGAAUAUCCAGGAAAGGCAGGAUCUGGAUGUCCUGACUGGCUUCUACCUGCUGGAUGGGAAGAUCCACCUCCUCAUUUUGGAAGGCUUGGCUGACCAAGGCUUGAAGCGGCUCUGGGAGAGCUACCAAAGCCGAACUCCCAAAUCAGAGCACAGGAAAUACAAGGUGCUCUACAAUUCUCAGCUGCUGUUCCAAAACCGCCUCUACGCAGACCUGGACACCAUCCUGUACCACGUUCACCUCUUCAAGCCACUGACAGAGCUCAUGAAGCAGACAGCACUGCACCUCCACAGCACUGGGAUGCGGAAGGCCUUCCAGACCCUGACCAAGAUCUACUGCAUCUGCCUUUACAGCUCCAAGCUCAGGGAGGUGAUCACAGGGGACCUUCUGCCUUCCUCUGACAUGAUCAGAGACCUGAGCCAAGAAUUUGGCUUGCCCAUUUCACUGGAAGAAAUUGCCAACGAAACACUUUGGACCAUCCCAUCUCACCCCACCUCCAAUCUGGAGGACUUUCAAAGUCGGAAUUCUACCCUCACUCAUGAGAUUCUUGCCCACCAGGAGAAGUACCUGCGGUGGCGGAACACUGCGAUGAUGAAAUAUAAAGGCAAGAAUCGUAGUCUGAUUCAGAAAAAUAUCGCAGAAGCCUACCAGGUGAGCAAGAAGCCUCCAAAGUCUUUGGUGAAGGUGAUUAGAAGUUCAGCCUCUGCCACAGGUGCUGUCUAUAACUAUAGUAUGCAGACUCUGAAUUCCACAGAGCUGGCCAAGAAGGAGCUGUACUGUGAGAUGGCCAAGGAACCAAGGAAAAGAUUCACAUAUUCACAGAAAUACCUCUCAGCCAUGGUGGAGCCGCAGGAUUCAAAGGAAGAGGAGAAAAAAGCCAAGGAGAAAUCCCGCAAGGCCUGGCUCACAGCCAGUGGAUUCCAAGUGGCGGGUCUCCAUAGGAGUGACCAUUACCUCCAGCUGCUGCCUCCUUGUGCCACCACACAGGAGUGGAGAGAAAACGCACUGCUUGCUAACGUUCUGAAGCCUGUGCUGGAUCGAGAGAGGUGGAGCUGGGACCAGCGCCACCGGGACUUUGAUCUGUACAAGAAGCCUCCGCCUUUCCUCAAGCUGCCGGCUCCUCCAGCACGGGACCCAGCCGCAGCUACCAAAACGCUGGCAGGCCAGCCCACUAAACCCACUCAGGUCUCAGCUUUCCCGAUCUUCUCUCUGCCUACUUCGCAGCAGAUUGAGACAUACCUGGAGGGAGAGGAGUGA